Ectocarpus siliculosus is the source of this 483-nucleotide messenger RNA. The record is from the annotation of a GenBank genome assembly. Lineage: Eukaryota; Phaeophyceae; Ectocarpales; Ectocarpaceae.
AUGACGGGGUCGAGGAUGGGGUCCUUCAAGAGGGCCUCGGGCAUGGAGGAUGAUGACCAAGACUCGAACCUCUUCUUCGACCGGGUCUACUGCGCCAACCCGCAGGAAAAGAGGCUCUUCCCGUCGGCCCACCUGGUCCGGGUUCUCGCCGUCGCUAACGCUGGCCUGGGCGUUCUUUACCUGCACUGGCGGUACACGAGCACCUUCCCGCCCACGGUCGGCCGUUGGGAUUACAUGUCUUGGAAGCUGUACUGGUGGUGGCUGUUCUUCUCGGCAGAGUUUUUCCUGGCCAUCGCCGUGUGGGUCGGCCUGGCUCAACGUCUCUUCCCGGUGCAGCGGAUCAAGGUCACCAUGGACGACAUCACGUCCGUCGACGAUCAAGUCGGCUACAACGCACGGGAGUGGCACCUUGCGAACAGCGCUCUUCCGCUCGCAUUCAUAUUUACGGGGGAAGACUCCCGGCAGGCGUCAUCGCCAUCCUGA